UCCCACCUUCCCUCCCACGAGACAUCGAGACUCCUUCAACUCAAUUCCGCGUCCCCGAUCUCGCCUUGCUCACCCUGCCUAGUAUACUACUGUAAGUAGGAGCAGCGGUUAAGUAACCUCUUGCUCCUCCCGAUCCGAGACACCAAAGCGAGCGCGGAACCAGAGGCGAUCCAUCCAUCAAGGACAAGUUCGAAGCCGGCGUCUUGGCUCGGUUUGCUGCUGUAAUCAAGAACACCCAUCCAUCCGUCGAGCUGAUCCUUGCCUGCCUGCCGCCAUGAACAACCUCUUCUCCAGCUCGUGGAAGCGCGCGGGCGACGACCUCGAGUCCGGCGGCGGCGUGGAGAUGACCGUCCCGCCGGGCGCCGCGGCGGGGGCGAGCCUGGACCGCUUCUUCGAGGACGUGGAGUCCAUCAAGGACGAGCUGCGGGACCUGGAGCGCAUCCAGCGCUCGCUGCACGACGGCAACGAGGGGGGCAAGUCGCUGCACGACGCCGCGGCCGUGCGCGCGCUGCGCUCGCGCAUGGACACCGACGUCUCGGCCGCCAUCAAGAAGGCCAAGGUGGUGAAGCUCCGGCUCGAGUCGCUGGACCGCGCCAACGCCGCCAACCGCUCGCUGCCCGGGUGCGGGCCGGGGUCCUCCACGGACCGCACCCGCACCUCCGUCGUGGCCGGGCUGCGCAAGAAGCUCCGCGACUCCAUGGAGUCCUUCUCCGCCCUCCGCGGCCGCAUCACCUCCGAGUACCGCGACACCGUCGCGCGCCGCUACUUCACCGUCACCGGGUCGCAGCCCGACGAGGCCACGCUGGAUAACCUGGCGGAGACCGGCGAGGGGGAGCGGUUCCUGCAGCGCGCCAUCGCGGAGCAGCAGGGCCGCGGGGAGGUGCAGGGCGUGGUGGCGGAGAUCCAGGAGCGCCACGGCGCCGUCGCGCAGCUCGAGCGCAGCCUGCUCGAGCUCCAGCAGGUGUUCAACGACAUGGCCGUGCUCGUCGAGGCGCAGGGGGAGCAGCUCAACGACAUCGAGGGCAACGUCGGCCGCGCCAGGUCGUUCGUCGAACGGGGCCGGGAGGAGCUGCAGGUCGCGCGAAAGCACCAGAAGAGCUCACGGAAAUGGAUGUGCAUCGGCAUCGGGAUCGUCCUCGCCGUCGUCCUCAUCAUCGUCCUCUCCAUUGUCCUCAGUAACAGAAGCAGCAACAACAGCAGCAACACCACCACCACCACCAAUCCGUAG
Molecule: messenger RNA, 1228 nt
Organism: Lolium rigidum
Lineage: Eukaryota; Viridiplantae; Streptophyta; Magnoliopsida; Poales; Poaceae
Product: syntaxin-121-like
Exons: 1
Coding region: 275-1228 (317 amino acids)
Biological process (GO): exocytosis; vesicle fusion; intracellular protein transport
Cellular component (GO): plasma membrane; SNARE complex; endomembrane system
Molecular function (GO): SNARE binding; SNAP receptor activity
Source: RefSeq, a predicted model, not a curated record